Molecule: messenger RNA, 1574 nt
Organism: Pollicipes pollicipes
Lineage: Eukaryota; Metazoa; Arthropoda; Thecostraca; Pollicipedomorpha; Pollicipedidae
Gene: Hpd
Product: 4-hydroxyphenylpyruvate dioxygenase
Exons: 9
Coding region: 121-1269 (382 amino acids)
Biological process (GO): L-tyrosine catabolic process
Cellular component (GO): endoplasmic reticulum membrane; Golgi membrane
Molecular function (GO): 4-hydroxyphenylpyruvate dioxygenase activity
Source: RefSeq, a predicted model, not a curated record
UCCAAUCAGCAGCCAGUCGCGGGCCGAGCCGCGGAGGGCUUACCGAAAAGAGGGAAACUGUGAGACAAGUUCCAUCGGAGGCGACUUUUACACCACCGCAUUUCCUGGGAUUACCACGCCAUGACGACAUACACGGAUAAAGGUCCAAAACCGGACGGCGGCAAGUUUGUUCACUUCGACCACAUCACCUUCUGGGUGGGCAAUGCCAAGCAGGCGGCUUCCUACUACUGCACCCACAUGGGCUUCACGCCGCACUCGUACUCCGGCCUGGAGACGGGCAGCUGCGAUGUCGUCUCUCACUGCAUCGGCCAGAACGACAUCCGCUUGGUGUUCAAGUCGCCACUGCGGCCGGGCAACACCGAGAUGGGCGAGCACAUGACCCAGCAUGGCGACGGCGUCAAGGACGUGGCCUUCACCGUCGAGGACCUGGACACCAUAGUCCUGCAUGCGAAGAAGAGAGGCGCAACAAUCGUGAAAGAUAUCUGGGAGGAGAGCGACGAGGGUGGCACAGUUCGAUUCGCCGUCGUGCAAACGUACGGUGACACAACGCACACGCUGGUGGAGCGCGGCACGUACAGCGGCCUGUUCCUGCCCGGUUACCACAAGCCGGUAGUCGCCGCGAGCCGACUGCUGGCUACGCUGCCCACCGUCGGCUUGCGCUUCAUCGACCACGUGGUCGGCAACCAGCCCGACCUGCAGAUGGACAACGUGGCCAACUGGUACGAGCGCUCGCUCACAUUUCACCGCUUCUGGUCCAUCGACGACAAGCAGCUGCACACGGAUUUCUCGGCACUGCGCUCGGUGGUCGUCACCAACUGGGACGAGACAAUCAAGAUGCCCAUCAACGAGCCGGCGCCGGGCAAGAGGAAGUCCCAGAUCCAGGAGUACGUCGACUUCUACGGCGGCGCUGGCGUACAGCACAUCGCGCUCAACACUAGCGACAUCAUCAGCGCAAUACGCAGCAUGAAAGCCCGCGGCCUGGAGUUCCUCACCAUCCCCGACACCUACUAUGAACAGCUUCGCGAGCAGCUCAAGCAUUCCAAGGUCAAGGUGGAGGAGGACCUGGAUGUCCUGCAGGAGCUGAACAUCCUAAUCGACUACGACGAUAAUGGAUACCUCCUGCAGAUAUUCACCAAAAUCAUGCAGGACCGGCCAACGCUGUUCAUGGAAACCAUUCAGCGGCACAACCACCAGGGCUUCGGAGCCGGAAACUUCAAGGCGCUGUUCACGGCGAUCGAGAUCGACCAGGCACGGCGCGGGAAUCUGUGAGCGGCGCGAGGAUGGACGGAGCGGGGCCGGCGGGCGCCUGCGAGCGGCGCGUGACGGCGGCCGCGAACGCAGCCAGGCGCGCCAAGACUUCAGUGCCAUUAUCUCGCACGUGCCCACUCACGGCAGUGUUCGGUAGAUUCAAUCACGGCAGUGUUCGGUACUCACCCACGUAUGCCCAGUGCGAGGCAGACACUCCUGCGGAGAGUCGCCGGGUGUCGUCUGUGUAAUCUCUAACAAAGGUUGCGGGCGGGUUAGCUGUGUCGUUCCCAGACAUACGUCAGCCAAUACAUGUUCACACAAACAAG